Messenger RNA from Dichomitus squalens LYAD-421 SS1, 1380 nucleotides. RefSeq lists its product as uncharacterized. The record is from RefSeq and is a predicted model, not a curated record. The transcript is spliced from 5 exons. NCBI's taxonomy places the organism in Eukaryota, Fungi, Basidiomycota, Agaricomycetes, Polyporales, Polyporaceae. Bases 1 to 1380 code for a protein of 459 amino acids.
AUGGCAGCCGAUUUCAGUGGGCCUCUUCUGACCGCCUUUCGGAUCGAGUACUCAAGGUUUGAAGGUGCUAUUCGCACUGCCUUCGAGCAUGGUUCGGACACAAUCGUACUAGAACGACUCGGUGAACGACUUGAUGAAUUUAUGCAGCUCGUUCAUGAGCAUUUCCAAAUCUUUGACCCUGCCGAAUUUCAGACGAUUGUGGUCAAUCUGACUGCCAUGCAAUCAGAUUUUCUAGCUUGGGCAUACACACAACGCAGUGUUUCAAGCAUCGCUCGCUUUCUCGGUGUCCAUCGGCAUACCGUCAAGCGGUGUCUUGUCGACUAUGGCAUUGUUGCUGCCGACGACCCAGCUGACCCUAGGACAUCUAGCGAUCAAGCAACCCACAGCGAACCCACCGAAUCUGAUGAGCUUCUCGAUCCUACUCUGCCUAUCCCCUCGUCAUUCCCUAGUGAUCUACGCAACUCCCUACCACAGCCUGUGUCAACAGCACUGCGAACAGACCUCACUAAUGACGAUCUUGACCACCUCCUUAUCGUCCUACGCUCACAUUAUCAUCGUGCUGGACUAAGUGUCCUAGAUGGCAUGCUCCGUGCACUUGGGCACCGUAUCGGGCGGAAUCGCCUCCGCCAGGCCUUGCUGCGUGUCGAUCCUGUUCGUCGAGUCUUUGAGCGGAUUCGCAUACGACGCCGCGAGUAUAAGGUCGCUGGACCCAAUGCACUUUGGCAUCAUGAUGGCCAGCAUGGUAAGCAUGUUCACAACAUUCGCAUCGAGCGACUCUGGGUGGAUGUGACUGCUCAGGUCGGUGCAAAAUGGGCCGAUUACUUCACAGCACUAGAGCUUCACCAUGGCCUUGAUAUCAAUAACCCCCACCACAUCUGGCUCCUGCACCGACUUUUCCUUGACUACAUCAAUUUUGACCUCACCUUUUUUGUCAAGGCUUGGAAUGAACACAAGAUCUCCCUGCGAACUGGUCCAAGGCGAUCACCUGCUGACAUGUUUGGCUUUGACAUGCUAAUACAUGGUGUGCGAGGCGAUGCACCAGCGGACAUCAUUAAUAGUGACGAGGAACUUGAGGUGUAUGGCCUGGACUGGGAGGCUUUACAAGAGGACGACUUGCGUACAUCGCAUGCAACGAACAAUCCUCUGAGCGAAGGUUGGAGCUCAUGGCUUGGUCGAACAGGACCUCCCGAACACCUCAAUGAAGUCAACGUCGAGUCUCCACAAAUCGAAAAUCAGGAGGGCUUUCUACUUCUCGCUCUUUCACAUACCCUCCCCCCUUUACAAUACACAGGAUAUGUUACCCAAGAACAACUCAUGAAUCGCUGGGUAGUAGGACUUGCUACCUCAACAGCUUUAUUUAGAACAGACUUCAUAGGUUAA